AUGAAAACUUUACUUGAAUCUACUAAUAUACAAAUUCUUCCUCAACAUCGCUUAAAAGUUCCAAAAACAAGUCUGAUUCCAGCUAUUUUCUUCUAUAAUGGAAGUUUUACACCAAUUCAUGCAGGUCAUCUGAAUGUCCUGGAAGAUGCAAAACUUUAUAUUGAUAAUCUCGGAACGCAUGAAUUUCUAGCUGCAUAUAUAUCUCCAUCACAUUCUGGAUAUAUUGCAAAGAAAUUAAAAGCAGAAGAGUUGAUUGGAGCUGGACAUCGUCUAUCAAUGAUUUAUCUUGCAAUUGAGAAUAUCGAUUGGGUUAUGAUAGAUUUAUUUGAAAUAUUUCAACCAUGCAAAACUAAAUUAAGUAUUACAAUGGAAGCAUUUCUUUCACGUGUUCAUUCACAACUUCCUCAUGGAAAAAGCAUUGAUGUAUUUUGGUUAAAAGGAGAAGAUGCACUUUUUCAUACUAGAUCACCUGACAAUUUGAUUCAAUUGGGAUUUCAUACAAUAUAUGUUCUCAAUCGAGGAUGUAAUGAGGACAUAAUUAAUAAUAAUGAUGAACUUAAAUCUAUUGAAGAUUAUUAUGAAAAACGUUGGCGAGAAAUACGAGCUUCAUCAUCUUUUCCAGAAAAGUAUAGUUGUUAG
This is a messenger RNA of Rotaria sp. Silwood1, 639 nucleotides long. The record is from the annotation of a GenBank genome assembly. Lineage: Eukaryota; Metazoa; Rotifera; Eurotatoria; Philodinida; Philodinidae.